UUUUCUAUUGUUUCUUUAUAAUUACAGAUGUUACAUCAUGUCCUCAAUUACACCUCAACCAUCAACUUCUAAACAUGCUGAUGAAUUGAAAUUCUCACAGUCUUCUGAAGAAGCGGGACACAUAAGAAAAAAUAAAAAAAUUGUUAAGUCCUAUACUCAGAAAUAUACGGCUGCAUGGGAACAAGAACCUGAAUUUAAAGGUUGGCCGAGGAGCAGCAAGAAAGGCAAGGCAUGCAAUAAAGAUAUUAUAUGUGGCAAAUCCGAAAUCCAGAACCAUUCUUCAGGAAAGCAACACACCAAAUUGAUCAGUGCUACAAUAAAAAAUGGCAUUCAAGCACAAAACAACAACAAAGGUAUAACAAACGUCUUAACAACAACAAAUCGUACACGAGCGAUACACUUCCAACAGUAG
Molecule: messenger RNA, 412 nt
Organism: Acanthoscelides obtectus
Lineage: Eukaryota; Metazoa; Arthropoda; Insecta; Coleoptera; Chrysomelidae
Source: the annotation of a GenBank genome assembly